Messenger RNA from Corylus avellana, 716 nucleotides. It is a transcript of the gene PETE1, whose product is annotated as plastocyanin 1. The record is from RefSeq and is a predicted model, not a curated record. Gene Ontology annotation, cellular component: chloroplast thylakoid lumen. NCBI's taxonomy places the organism in Eukaryota, Viridiplantae, Streptophyta, Magnoliopsida, Fagales, Betulaceae. Gene Ontology annotation, molecular function: copper ion binding.
GGCGUUCUCUCUUCUUCUGCUGAUCAUCCUCUCCAACUCGCAACAAAAACAAGACCAGAAAAAAGUUAUCCAUGGCUACUGUCACCUCUGCAGCUGUUGCCAUCCCAUCAUUCACCGGCCUCAAGGCAGCCGGGGCAGCCAAAGUUAGCGCCAUUGCUAAAGUGUCAGCUUCUCCAGUCCCAAGGCUUAGCGUCAAGGCUUCACUCAAGGAUGUGGGUGUCGCCGUUGCGGCCACCGCCGCAAGCGCAAUCCUUGCAAGCAAUGCCAUGGCCGUAGAGGUCUUGCUUGGUGCAAGCGACGGGUCGUUGGCUUUCGUUCCCAGCAACUUCAGCGUGAGCGCCGGAGAGAAGAUAGUGUUCAAGAACAACGCCGGGUUCCCCCACAAUGUUGUGUUCGACGAGGACGAGAUUCCCGGCGGAGUAGAUGCGGGGAAGAUCUCCAUGAGUGAGGAGGACCUCCUUAAUGCCCCAGGAGAGACAUAUGCUGUGACCUUGACUGAAAAAGGCAGCUACUCGUUCUAUUGUUCCCCUCACCAGGGAGCUGGUAUGGUGGGAAAAGUUACCGUUAAUUAAGUUUGUUUGUUUGUUUGUUUGAAAACUCUGUGAGGAUCAUCUCGUAUUUCUCUCUUCUACUUUUUUUUUUUGGAAGGUUGUAUGUAGAGCUUAAGUUAUGAAGUAAAGGAACGAAUGGGUGAAACUUAUUUUUCAUUUUCUUCA